This is a messenger RNA of Hypomesus transpacificus, 1402 nucleotides long. RefSeq names its product protein tyrosine phosphatase mitochondrial 1 (gene ptpmt1). NCBI's taxonomy places the organism in Eukaryota, Metazoa, Chordata, Actinopteri, Osmeriformes, Osmeridae. Gene Ontology annotation, biological process: protein dephosphorylation. Bases 249 to 812 code for a protein of 187 amino acids. Gene Ontology annotation, molecular function: phosphatidylglycerophosphatase activity; phosphatidylinositol-4,5-bisphosphate 5-phosphatase activity; protein tyrosine/serine/threonine phosphatase activity. The transcript is spliced from 6 exons. The record is from RefSeq and is a predicted model, not a curated record.
AGACCUAAGAAAAGCGCAUUUAAACGGUAAUUUAUUAUCAUCUUGGAUCUGUACUUUGACACCCGUCCACAAGAGGCGAGCUACAACUUCACGUGUAGCGAAACCAAGCCAAGGAACCAGCAGAAGCUUCCCGGCAGAAUUAUGUCAUUGAAAUGCAUAGUGUAAAAAGUAUAACACGGUUAAGUUAUCAUUAAGUCACCCAAAGCUAGUUCCUCGUCUGUUAAAGAGGGAUAACUGUAAUUGUCAUUAUGUCUGGAGUACUAGCAAGACUGCUGUUUUACCCCACGUUAGCCUACAAUGUUGUCAUGGAGAAGGUGUCUUUGAGGCGGUGGUUCGACCGGGUGGACCAAACCAUAAUACUUGGGGCUCUGCCUUUCAGAUCUAUGACAGAUGAGCUGGUGCAAAAAGAGCAUGUCAGGGGAGUCAUCACCAUGAACGAAGAGUAUGAGACAAAAUACUUCUGCAACUCGACUGAGGAGUGGAGUGCUGCAGGGGUGGAACAGCUGAGGCUGAGUACAGUGGACCUGACGGGAGUGCCAAGCAUGGAGAACCUCCAUAGAGGGGUUGAGUUCGCCUUGAAGCACCGGCAGAAUGGAACCAGCGUCUACGUUCACUGCAAGGCCGGUCGCUCGCGUAGUGCCACCCUAGCCGCUGCCUACCUCAUACGGUUACACAGUUUGAGUCCAGAAGAAGCCUGUCAGACGUUAGCCUCUGUCCGACCACACAUCUUGGUUCGAUCAGCACAACUGGAGAUGCUCAGAGGGUACCACCAGCAAGUCUGUGAAGGGGGGUCAAGAAUUGACUCGGUCUAAAUUGUAUUCAAAACGUAUAUUUAUGACGAGGGAUAUCGAAGGACUUGUCUCUGCUGUGUCAAAAACUGAAGUUUACAAAUCUAUUUUUUGUAUAAUUUCAGCAACAUCCAUAAAGCAAUGUAAAGCCUACUAUCUGUUUAUGAAAUGGCUCAAACUGUAUCCAGACAUUUUCUACAAGACUGUUGCUUGCUUGGAAUUCAAUAAACAAGUUCUCACAUUUCUCCCAUUAAUCUAAUUCAAUUUAAUGUUACCGUUAAUUUUAAGUGAUUAUCCGAUCUGCAGACGAAAUACACCAGACUUACACGGACUCCAGUGCAGAAGUUGGCGUUAGUGAGUAGACCCUGAGUUGGUCUCCACGCUUGCCUUUAUGCGAAGAAGAAAAGAUUACAUUUGUACAAAGAUGGCGGCGUCGUUAGUUCGUCUCGUCCGCGGAGGUCUUUGCCGAAGUUUAAAUGUUGCCAAUCGAAGCGCAUGUCUGGUGCAGGCGAGGGCGGAGACCACAACGACUGAAACUAGACCCACAGUAAGGUCCAAGGAUUCCGUCACUCACAACCAGCUGUCUGCUUUUGGGGAGUAUGUGGCAGAGAUGA